Scomber japonicus (chub mackerel) is the source of this 1004-nucleotide messenger RNA. RefSeq names its product O-acyl-ADP-ribose deacylase 1 (gene oard1). Lineage: Eukaryota; Metazoa; Chordata; Actinopteri; Scombriformes; Scombridae. The record is from RefSeq and is a predicted model, not a curated record. The transcript has 5 exons. The coding region runs from base 267 to 887 and encodes 206 amino acids. Gene Ontology annotation, biological process: peptidyl-glutamate ADP-deribosylation.
AGAGGGAAUAUGGACAGCGCCAGACUGCCGUUGGAACCAACACUGUGGCCGAAGGGAGGAAUUACAGCCGAUGAUUUAAAUGGAUGAGUGCACCUCGCCCCUUGAUCGCAGUCGGACUCUGGUCUCCUGAUAUACAAGCUAACUUACCGCGCUGUCAAAAAAGCAUCCUGCAAGUGUAUUUAUAAAGUAUUAAACCUGCGGUCAACUGCCUUGUAAGUUAUCCCGUAAGAAGCUGGUUAUAUAUGUCUUCGUGUAGUGACGGCUGAAUGUUGACAAGCUUGCGUUGUUUGAAUGUUUAUUCGCGUCGCCACGCUGCAAAUCAGCUCUUCACUCAAGUGCCCUAUUUACUGUCCUCAAUGUCUUCUGUAUCUGAGGAGCCGGGAGUGAGCCACACAAUGCGGCCUGCAGAAAACAACUGGAGACUGAACUACAUCAGUGGGGACCUGUUCUCCUGUCCUGAGGACGAAGCUUUGGCCCACUGCAUCAGUGAGGAUUGCCGCAUGGGGGCAGGCAUAGCAGUGAAAUUCAAGAAUAAGUUCAAAGGGGUAGAAGAACUAAAGGAACAGAAAAAGCUGAUGGGACAGUGUGCUGUACUGCAAAGAGGAAAACGUUUUGUCUAUUACCUGAUCACAAAGAAAAAGGCCAGCCACAAACCCACAUAUGACAGUCUGACACAGAGUUUGGAGGAUAUGAAGACACACUGUGUCAAGAAUACAGUCACCCGGAUAUCAAUGCCUCGUAUUGGUUGUGGCCUGGAUGGAUUGAGGUGGGAAAUGGUGUCAGACAAACUGAAAGAGGUCUUCAGAGACACAAACAUCUCCAUCACGAUCUACAGCCUUCCAGAGAAAGCAGAGACCACAGUCAUGAGGGAGAACAUGCGCAGAUGAUUAAUGGCAUUGCUUUUUUACUGUAAUGAACUUUUCUUUAUUUUUACCACAAUGUUGAUAAUUUUCCUUGAAUAAAAUGUACAUUAUUUACAAUGUUAAAAUAAAUUAUCCUUUUAU